CCUUGCUUGAGUCUCAACGAUGGUGGGUGCUUGUCAGCCAGUGUGUUGAAGCCACUGAGAAAGUUAUAUAGCAGGAGUGCGAUAUAUAAAAGCAUCAAUAUUCAUAGUGAGACAGUUCAAUCGCACCAAAAGUGUCCACUCCAAUAAUGAUUCGUCGGAUUCGUCUCUAGUUCUUGUUGAGAGGAUCUGUGUGCAGGAAAGCCAACACAUAAAAUCACCCCUUAAAAUAGACGCUGAGCGCCACAAUGAAGGACACAUAUCGGAAUUGUAGAGCCACGAUGGGAAUUGGAAUGAUUGUCGUAUUUCUUGCCGGCUUUACCUCUGAAGCUGCACAUCACGAGAAAAUUAAUCUACAGCCACCUGUUCUUGAGGUGGUGAAAUCCGUCAAUGAUUCUUUCAUUGUGACGUGCAACGCACAAAAUAACGUCAUGGCCGUUCGAUGGCAGAAUCCAAAGAGAGGCUCAAUAAGGGAGCGCAAAGGGCGCAUUCACACUGAAGAAAUCCGGGAUUCCCUCGCCCUUGUCUUCGAGCACAUCACACUUGCCGAUCGAGGCGAAUGGAGCUGCCUGGGAGACGAUAUCGAAGACAUAAAAAGCUCCUUCAGAAUGAUUGUCAACGAGGAAAUGAGGUUCGUGGAUACACCAAUUGUACAGCUGGCACGUGAACAUCGAGACGCUACAAUAAGAUGUGAGGUCAAAGGUGAUCCAGAGCCUCUCAUUUCAUGGGAUUACAACGGAAAACCCAUACAAUUUCCACACGAGAAGUACAUCAAACUGGCUGAUGGGCUGUUCAUCAAGAAGGUUCACCGAAACGACAGCGGGGAGUACACUUGCAGAGCAUUCCAGGUGUCCCCUUCGAUAGUCAACAGCAAAGAGCAACGAAUUCGACUCAAUGUUCAGUACAAACCCAUCCUCCUGUCUAAGGAGAAUAUUCAGUACAUCUACAAGAAUGGGACGAUGAAUCUCACAUGCGAAGCUGAAGCCGAACCACCGGCAAAUUUCACAUGGUUUCGUCACGGAGAAAAUAAAAUGGUAAAAAUCGAUCCUGCCCAGCAGACAAUCCACGUGGCCCUGGGCAUUUCCCAGCUGGAAAUCACUCUGACAGAAGCAUCGGUUCUCGGUCAAUAUCGCUGCAGGGCGAUCAAUCCUCUGGGCAGAGUUGAACAUGAUAUCUUCCUGAAGGAGGGCGUGAAACCUGAUCCGCCGUCGAGCUUUGAAUUGCUCGGCAGAAACUCAGUCGUGCUGAACGUGGAUGUCGGAGCUCCGAGACAGAUGGAGUCCCCGGAAAUGAAUAUCGUUGGCUAUCGCUUCCAGAUCAUGCCCGUGAACGAAUUUGAACUUCGCGAUCAGGAUUGGACUUUAGCGCGUCAAAUUGACUUCUCCGUGGAGAACAGGACGACCUAUCUUCUGACUCAGCUGGAACCCCAAACCAGGUACAUCGUGAGGGUGGCCAGUAUAAAUCUAUCUGGACUGAGUGAUUACACGGAUCCGAAGGAGUUCAGCACCGUAAGUCACGGGGUGUCGAAGGCCUCCGUCAACCUUCUGGCCUCAUCCCUCAUCUUCCUCCUUAACUUCGCCUUCUGUCACUUUCUGUAAGCCUCAUCGUCAUGUUGUCGUUGCAUAAAAUCGUCGCUUCUUGUGAACCACACACACCCCAUAAUGUAAUAAAAGUGUAUUUAAGUACUUAAUAGUUUAAUUUCAUAUAGAUAGUCACAGUGAAAUUAUGUAUAGAAAUUAGCCUUACAUGUAGUCUAUCUUGAAAUAUACAAGGAACAUGAAAGCGCCUAUAACAUGUUAUUAUUUCG
This is a messenger RNA of Phlebotomus argentipes, 1804 nucleotides long. Its product is annotated as neural cell adhesion molecule 1-like. The record is from RefSeq and is a predicted model, not a curated record. Gene Ontology annotation, molecular function: protein binding. Bases 246 to 1595 code for a protein of 449 amino acids. NCBI's taxonomy places the organism in Eukaryota, Metazoa, Arthropoda, Insecta, Diptera, Psychodidae. Gene Ontology annotation, cellular component: neuron projection. The transcript is spliced from 7 exons.